CGCGAGGCUCCCGCGUCUUGCCUUCUUGCCGUUCCCCAUCCUCAUAUCACUGCGGCUUCUUCAAAAACCCACCCGCGCUGGCUUGAAAGUCUACUUCCUUAGGUUUCAGGACCCAUUGGCAGCUCAGGAUGUCAAUUACCACCAUUGAACCGACUGCCACCACUUCCGCUACCGAACCUCGGCUGCUUUACCCUCCAGGAGGCCGCAAGGACAUCGAGUCUUCCCCGCAAGCUUCCGUGCAUUCGCAUGAAGACCCAUACCAGUUCAGGGGUGGACUCAAAUCCGAUCACGAACUUUCGGAGCUCCGCCAGCGCCAUGGUGGCAGGACUGGAAAACGCAUCGAAGGUUUUCAUCGCAAGCAGAAUGCUCUGAUAGAGUCGCUGCUAAAGCCCAUGGCUCAGCACACCUCGGAAGCCGAAGACGACGAGGAGAGUGCUCGCUUGCCUGUGAAGAUUGCUAUCUAUGCCAGUCUCGUGGCCAACUUUGCCUUAUGCGUUCUCCAGUUAUAUGCAGCUGUCUCGGCCAUCUCUCUGUCUCUCAUCGCUACUUCCAUUGACGCUGUAUUUGACUUCGGGAGUAACGUGUGGCUCUACCUCAUUCACAAACAAGCCGAACGCAUGGACGUCAACAAGUGGCCCGUCGGUGGUGCUCGUCUCGAAACUAUUGGUAACAUCGUCUAUGGCUCUCUGAUGUCUGCGGUCAACUUGGUCGUCGUCGUGGAGUCCGUGAGAUCGAUUAUUUCCAAAGACGAGGACAAGGAGUUCCACUUGGCGUCCAUCCUCGCGGUCGCAGUUGCCCUAGCCGUCAAAGGCGGACUGUUUGCAUACUGCACUGCGAUCCGGAAGAAGUCCAGUCAGGUGCACAUUCUUUGGGAGGAUCACAGGAACGAUGUGUUCGUAAACGGUUUUGGUCUUCUUAUGUCUGCAGGUGGAAGUAGGCUUAUGUGGUGGCUCGACCCGGUUGGCGCUAUUGUCAUUGGCUUGGGCGUCAUUGUUGCUUGGCUCAAGACUAUUUACGAGCAAUUCGAGCUUCUCGCUGGCAAGUCGGCGCCCUACGACUUCUUGCAGCUUAUCAUCUAUAAGGCAAUGACGUUUAGCGAGGACAUUCAGCAGAUUGAUACUGUGCGAGCAUACCAUAGCGGACCUAACUACUUUGUAGAGGUUGACAUUGUCAUGGACGCUUCAACGCCUUUAUGGAAGGCACACGAUAUCAGCCAGCAGCUCCAGGACAAAAUUGAAAUUCUGCCAAACGUCGAGCGGGCGUUUGUGCAUGUUGAUCAUGAGACCACGCAUGCACCUGAACACCGGAAAAACCUGUAGCUGGCAGGCAAUCGCUGACAUGCAAAGGAGAAUGCCGAACACGAUCAACACACGGUCGAACCGUCCACUUUGGAAGCUCAGAGUUUCAUGGAUCAUUAUGCGUUAAGAACAAGCUUGAUACCAGGAUAUGUGUUUGGUCAUGCAUUGUGGUGACGAUUGGUCUAUGUCAGUAGAUGUGCCGUUUGAAGAAGAUUUAGAUUAGUUCGGUCCGAUGACCCCAAUGUGCUCGAUAUCGACUCGUGUUCUUUUUUGAUCGUAGCGAUUUGGACGUUUACUUGUGAAUAAGAACUUGUUGGAAAUUCAAAAGCC
Coniophora puteana RWD-64-598 SS2 is the source of this 1628-nucleotide messenger RNA. RefSeq names its product CDF-like metal transporter. Gene Ontology annotation, biological process: monoatomic cation transport; transmembrane transport. The transcript has 14 exons. Lineage: Eukaryota; Fungi; Basidiomycota; Agaricomycetes; Boletales; Coniophoraceae. The record is from RefSeq and is a predicted model, not a curated record. The coding region runs from base 129 to 1319 and encodes 396 amino acids. Gene Ontology annotation, molecular function: monoatomic cation transmembrane transporter activity. Gene Ontology annotation, cellular component: membrane.